Molecule: messenger RNA, 1607 nt
Organism: Aphidius gifuensis
Lineage: Eukaryota; Metazoa; Arthropoda; Insecta; Hymenoptera; Braconidae
Gene: CSN4
Product: COP9 signalosome complex subunit 4
Exons: 7
Coding region: 122-1357 (411 amino acids)
Cellular component (GO): cytosol; COP9 signalosome
Source: RefSeq, a predicted model, not a curated record
UCUCUCUCUCUCUGGGGGUGUUAUUUUCAAGAAGACUAGAUAGAAAAAAGAAAAAAAAAAAACAGUCAUAUUGAAAAGGCUGAAAAAUAAAUAUAUAAAUAAUAUAAAUAAUUGUAUAAAAAUGGUGGUGACCGUUGCUUACGUUCGCCAACAAUUAACAAAUUUACAUAAUUCUGGUGGAUCUCAUAAAGAUCAAGCUGAAAAAUACCGAACAAUUUUGGAAGAAAUAUUAGCAUCACCAGAGGAACUUGUUGAAACAUUAAAAGUUCUUAUUGAAGCAAUUGUUAAUGAAAAUGUUAGCCUUGUAAUAUCAAGACAAGUUUUGACUGAUGUCAGUCAUAAAUUACAACAUCUUCCUGAUGAAAUAUCAAAAGCUGUUUCUCAUUAUACACUGGAAAAGGUACAACCUAGAGUAAUUUCAUUUGAAGAACAAGUAGCCAUUAUUAGACAGCAUUUGGCUGAUAUUUAUGAAAGAAAUCAAGUAUGGAGAGAAGCUGCUAAUGUUCUUGUAGGAAUACCUUUGGAAACUGGACAAAAACAAUAUGCAGUUGAUUACAAACUUGAUACAUACCUUAAAAUAGCAAGAUUAUAUUUGGAGGAUGAUGAUCCAAUUCAAGCUGAGGCAUUUAUAAAUCGUGCAUCAUUACUUCAAGCUGAAUCAAAAAAUGAACAAUUACAAAUUUAUUACAAAGUUUGUUAUGCAAGGGUACUUGAUUAUCGAAGAAAAUUCAUUGAAGCUGCACAAAGAUAUAAUGAAUUAUCAUACAGAUCAAUUAUUCAUGAAGAUGAACGUAUGACUGCUCUUCGUAAUGCUUUAAUUUGUACAAUUCUUGCAUCAGCUGGACAACAAAGAAGUAGAAUGUUAGCAACACUAUUUAAGGAUGAACGUUGUCAACAAUUACCAGCUUAUUCAAUACUUGAAAAAAUGUAUUUGGAUAGAAUAAUUCGUCGUUCUGAACUUCAAGAAUUUGAAGCACUUCUUCAGCCUCAUCAAAAAGCUUCUACAACUGAUGGACUUGGUUCAACAAUUCUUGAUCGUGCUGUUAUUGAACAUAAUUUACUUUCAGCAAGUAAACUUUAUAAUAAUAUUGCCUUUGAAGAACUUGGUGCAUUAUUGGAAAUUCCACCAGUUAAUGGUGAAAAAAUUGCCAGUCAAAUGAUUGUUGAAGGCCGUAUGAAUGGAUACAUUGAUCAAAUUGAUUCAAUUGUUCAUUUUGAAACCAGAGAAAUGUUACCAACAUGGGACAAACAAAUUCAAUCACUUUGUUAUCAGGUUAAUCAAAUAAUUGAAAAAAUUGCUCAAACAGAACCAGACUGGGUGGCAAAAUGCACUGAAGAAAACAAACUGGUUAAUUAAUUAUAAUUAGCAAUCAAAUAAAAAAUUUUUCUAAGAAAAUAACAAAAACAAAAAAAAAAAAAAAAAAAAAAACUAAGCAACAACGAACAAAGCUUAAUUUUAAUUCAGUGCCUGUUCGUUGAUAACAUUCGUUAAUGAUUUUUCACGCAUUUUUAAUGAAAUCAAAGAAAACAAAAAGAAAGAAAAAAAAAAAAAAAAACUUAUUGUAAGCUUGUUUUCUUUCAAUGUAAAUAAACAUUAUCCAUAAAAC